This is a messenger RNA of Prunus armeniaca (apricot), 816 nucleotides long. NCBI's taxonomy places the organism in Eukaryota, Viridiplantae, Streptophyta, Magnoliopsida, Rosales, Rosaceae. The record is from the annotation of a GenBank genome assembly.
AUGGCAAGGAAACUAGUUAAGCCUUCGCUAAAUAAGCAAUCUUUCUUCAAGAUCCUACUUGGUGACUUCUCACAGCGUCUGCGUAUACCACCUAAGCUUGUCAAGAACUUCAAUGUACGGCCACUUCACAAAUGUGCUCUCAGUGGCCCUAGUGUCGGUGGACUGUGGAAUUGGAAGAGAGAGAGAAUGGCUUGUUCUUCCAAUAUGGUUGGCAAGGUCACAAUCUAUGAUAGAACUGCUUGUGAGAAGAAUGUAAAGGUAGCUGAGAGGAGUGGCUGUCCUGUUUCCUUGGCUAACAAAGGGAAAGCUCAAGUUAAAGAAGAAAUUAUUGACCGUGAAACUAGAAACUACAACGAAAACUGUCAAAACAAAGCAAUUGUUUCUGGCAGAAGAAGUGGCAAUUAUGUUAUACCUGGGAGGAGACCUGCAAAUGAUCAUGUAGGAGCAACAUCAACUGAACCCGUCUUGUUUAAACCGAAGUAUUCACGUUUCAUAAUAACUUUCACGAGGAAACUUCGAUAUGGCGUUUCAAUUCCCAAGGAAGUAGCUGUAACUGAAGGUCUUCUUAGCAAGAAGAGUAUGAUGAUUCAGGAUCCAACUGGGAGAUCAUGGCCUGUUAAACUUAGAGUCCGGGGCAAAUUAUCUUCUUGUCAUGUGGACAUGUCUACAGUUUUGUUAGAAUGUUGUAACGCGAACCAGAUUAUACCCGGGGACACCACUAUUUUUGAAUUUGUCAAGCCAAGUCUGGCACAAAUUCAUAUUUUCAGAGUGGGUGGCAAUUCUGUGGUACUAGCUGCACCUGAUGUAAAAGACUAA